CUCUAAAAACCGUGCAAGAGCCGGGGCAGCUCGGAGGCAGAGCGGAGUUCCGGUAUGUUCACGGAAAAAGCUCUGACAAGUGUAGCUGCUUCCGCCUUUAGCCGCCUCAGCUGAUAAACAGAAAUGACAGCAACCCUGCGCCCAUAUCUCAACGCGGUGCGUGCCACUCUGCAGGCCGCCCUCUGUCUGGAGAAUUUCUCCUCACAAGUGGUGGAGAGACACAACAAGCCAGAGGUGGAAGUGCGGAGUAGUAAAGAGCUGCUCCUCCAGCCUGUGAUCAUCAGCCGUAAUGACAAGGAGAAGGUUCUGAUUGAGGGCUCCAUCAACUCCGUCAGAGUCAGCAUCGCUGUCAAGCAGGCAGAUGAGAUUGAGAAGAUUCUGUGCCAUAAAUUCAUGCGUUUCAUGAUGAUGAGAGCAGAGAACUUCUUCAUCCUGAGGAGGAAACCGGUGGAGGGCUAUGACAUCAGUUUUCUCAUCACCAACUUCCACACAGAGCAGAUGUACAAACAUAAACUGGUGGACUUUGUCAUUCAUUUCAUGGAGGAAAUUGACAAAGAGAUCAGUGAAAUGAAGCUGUCUGUCAACGCCAGGGCUCGUAUUGUCGCUGAAGAGUUUCUCAAAAAUUUCUGAGAGAGGGGAUUACAUUCCUUUUGCAAUCUUGGCCAUCACUGUGGAGCGUGCACAUCACAGGACAGAGAUGAGACAAAAUACCAUCUGCCAAGAGAAGUUAAAAAACAUAAGACGUACAGUAGAAAUGUACCGGCCAAUGGUGUUUUGCCCUUUAACCUUAAAAUGCCCCUGUGCUCAAAAAUAUUGACGUUUGUACAUAAUGAAUAUAUUCACACCAGACAUUAAUUUCUGCCUCUAAAAGAAUUCAGGGCAGGACCUUAAAAAACAGAUAUUUGUAAUCAGUAUUAAUGAGCACAGGGUAAUAUGGAAGUUUUUCAGAUAAUAUAUAUAUAUAUAUAAAAUAUAUAUUAUAAAAAAAUAAUUUCAUUUUGCUAUGUUUUGUUACGACAGACCUUAAACCAUGAAAGGCAAUCAGCCAGUACAUGUUUCUUGAUUUAUUACAGAGUAGACCCUGUUGUAGAUGGAUAAGUAAAAUAAAUAUACUUGCUGGAAGUGAAGAUAAAUAAAAACAUUAUCCUUUGUAUUUUAGUGAUUUUUUUUUUUUUUUUUUUUUAAAUCUGUUGUCAUUUUAUGAAGUUAUGAAGCAAAACCAGAAGCUCUGUCCUUCCCCAAAACAUUGAAGGUUUAUUAAGAUUUUGACAGCUGAGGACAAACAAGGCAUUUGGAAUGAUAUUUUCAGUACAGUUAUAUACAAUAUCAAAUGUAUAAUAUUACAGAAAUUGUACAGAGUUCUCAAAAGAUUCACAUACUGUAUAAUACAUCUUGAUUUUCACACACAACUUACAUCAAACAAACAAGCGUGUACAGUUUGCACAGUACCUUAUUUUAUACUCUUAAAUAAAACCAGAUACUCAUUUGAAUGAUAAAAUCA
Xiphias gladius (swordfish) is the source of this 1501-nucleotide messenger RNA. It is a transcript of the gene arpc4, whose product is annotated as actin related protein 2/3 complex, subunit 4. Gene Ontology annotation, cellular component: actin cytoskeleton; Arp2/3 protein complex. Gene Ontology annotation, biological process: Arp2/3 complex-mediated actin nucleation; actin filament polymerization. Gene Ontology annotation, molecular function: actin filament binding. Lineage: Eukaryota; Metazoa; Chordata; Actinopteri; Istiophoriformes; Xiphiidae. The transcript is spliced from 6 exons. The record is from RefSeq and is a predicted model, not a curated record. Bases 124 to 630 code for a protein of 168 amino acids.